Anthostomella pinea is the source of this 1761-nucleotide messenger RNA. The record is from the annotation of a GenBank genome assembly. NCBI's taxonomy places the organism in Eukaryota, Fungi, Ascomycota, Sordariomycetes, Xylariales, Xylariaceae.
AUGCGUUUCCCAACAUCCCUUACCGGUAUCAUGACCGGGAUAUUCUUCUGGGGACUUGCUACCGCGGCCCCGUCGGGAUUACAGACACUAGAACCUCGAGCUGCUGGAUCAUGCCACUCUGCAACCAGCCGUGCUUGUUGGAGUUCCGGCUAUACCGUCCAGACGGAUUACGAACAGAGCACCCCACCAGGCGGCAUCAAGACUUUCAACUGGGAGAUCACGGAGCAUGACAAUUGGCAAGGCCCCGAUGGCAGAGUCAAGAGCAAGGUCAUGCUCGUCAACAACCAGUACCCCGGCCCAACUUUGACGGCUGACUGGGGAGACACCAUCAAGGUCACUAUCAAGAACAGCCUUCGCAUCAACGGCACCUCGAUCCACUGGCAUGGCUUUCGACAGUUCGGGACCAAUAUCCAAGAUGGUGUCAAUGGCAUCACCGAAUGUCCCAUCCCUCCAGGAGGAUCCAAGACCUACACCCUCAAGGCGACCCAAUAUGGAACGUCCUGGUAUCACUCCCAUUUCUCUGCUCAGUACGGCAACGGUGUCGUCGGUUCCAUUGUGAUCAACGGGCCUGCCUCCUCGAACUACGACAUCGACCUUGGCGCCUAUCCGAUCUCCGACUACUAUCUGAGGACGGCUGACCAGAUCGUGGGGGACACAAUGGUCAGCCCUGCACCCCCAGCCAGCGACAAUGUUCUGUUCAACGGCAAGAACAUCAACCCUGUAGGGAGCGGUGGCGAGUAUUCCAAGCUGACUUUUACGCCCGGCAAGCGACACCGUCUCCGGUUCAUCAACCCUUCCGUCGAGCACAACUACCAGGUCUCCAUCGUCGGCCACAACAUGACCGUCAUCUCGACGGAUUUCGUGCCGGUCAACUCGUUCUCGACCGACAACGUCUUUCUCGGCGUGGGCCAACGUGUGGAUGUCACCAUUGACGCAUCGAGGACGAUCGGCAACUACUGGAUGAACGUCACCAUGUACGCAAACAACUUCUGCGGUUCUUCAGUCAACACCUUCCCCGCUGCCAUUGUCCAAUAUGCCGGGGCUCCGAACACCAACCCGACAGACAAGGGAACUCUGCCUGCCAACACCAACUGCAGAGACAGCCUGGACUAUGUGCCCGUGGUGACGCGCCAAGCCCCGUUAGACACAUUCACCCCCAACGCAUCAGACACCCUCGACAUCACCCUCGAGACAUCGGCCCUGGUGAGCUGGAAGGUCAACAACUCAUCCAUGGUCGUCCAAUGGGACAAGCCGAUCAUCCAGUACGUGAUGGACGGCAACACCUCCUACCCCACGUCCGAGAACGUCGUCGUCGUCAGCCAGCCCAACCAGUGGACCUUCUGGGUGGUCGAGAACGAGUCGCCCAUCCCCCACCCCUUGCACCUGCACGGUCAUGACUUCAUGGUGCUUGGCGCCUCGGCCGCCAACGCUGGGGCCUUCACGGCUGCGGACAAGACCCAGCUCAAGGCGAAUAACCCCGUCCGUCGCGACGUGACCAUGCUCCCUCCCAGUGGGUGGGUGAUCCUGGCUUUCAAGGCCGAUAACCCGGGGAACUGGCUGUUCCACUGCCACAUCGCGUGGCAUGUUGCAGGCGGGCUGAGCGUCGACUUCCUCGAGCGCGUGCCAGAGCAGAAGGCGCUGAUCAGGCAGGCCGACUCGACAGCCUUCAAUUCCAACUGCGCGGCCUGGCGCAAGUACUAUGCUACGAGCCCCGAGAAGCAGAUGGACUCGGGCCUCAAGAUGCGAGAGAUCACGAUUUGA